Molecule: messenger RNA, 1522 nt
Organism: Rana temporaria (common frog)
Lineage: Eukaryota; Metazoa; Chordata; Amphibia; Anura; Ranidae
Gene: UBOX5
Product: U-box domain containing 5
Exons: 3
Coding region: 59-1507 (482 amino acids)
Biological process (GO): protein polyubiquitination
Cellular component (GO): nucleus
Molecular function (GO): ubiquitin protein ligase binding; ubiquitin-ubiquitin ligase activity
Source: RefSeq, a predicted model, not a curated record
AAGUUACCUUUCUCUUCCAGGUGUUCUGUCUGGAGAUCCAUCACACUGAUCAGCCAGGAUGGUGGUCAACCUUUGUCUUCCACAGUUUAGGCCAUGCAUCAUCUGCAACAAGAUCAGUGCUGAUGGCUAUGAAGUGGAAAAUAUCAUCUCUGAAGACCUUGCUAGAAGGAACCGAGGAUUUCGCUGUGAAUACUUUAUCAAGCCUCCUGUGCACAUCACCAUCACUUUCCCAUUUAACAUAGACAUAUGUAGGAUAAACAUAGACACGUCCUCUGGGGGCCACCCCCCAUUCACAGGAAUGGACAUCUAUACGGCUACGUCCACCAGCAAAAUGUGCUGGAACAGCCAGGAGUGUGGUCAGCCUGCUAUGGGUUGCCAAGGAGCGGACAAAGAACUGUUUGCUUUGGUCGGUAAAGUGCUGCUGAGAAAUCAAAGCAAGGCUACAUUCAAUAACCGAGGCUUCAAGCCUAGGCACCCAUUCCAUCAUACUGAUAACGUGAUAUCUUACCAUGGGUCUUCAUGCCAGGAUCUUUGGAAUAAAGGCCAGUACUCUCUUGGCAAUGUCACCCACCUGAAGAUCUGUAUAACUCACAUUGCUGGUGGUGCUCCUUGCUCUAUAAAGAGGGUGGAGGUUUGGGGUCAGCCUGCUAAGACAUGUCCCAAAGAAGUGGUGGAGGGCGUGUACCAGGUUGCCUUUAUGAGCCUCCCCAAUAGUUUUGGGCAGCCCCGACCUGCCUCACCGAUGGAAAGUAACCACUUGUCUUACAAUAACUCGGACAACGCACAACACAGCCUAAGUGAACUUGCCAAUAUUCUCCAAGAUGUGCCAGAAGAAUUUCUGGAUCCAAUUACACUGGAAAUUAUGACUUUGCCCAUGAUUCUGCCAUCUGGAAAGGUUGUUGACCAAAGCACACUUGAUAAAUGCAACCAAAGUGAAGCAUCAUGGGGUAGAAUGCCAAGUGACCCAUUUACCGGCGUUCCGUACACUCCCCAAUCUCAGCCCCUUCCCCACCCCUCUCUGAAAGCCAGGAUAGACUAUUUCCUCCUCCAGCACAGUGUCCCCGGGUCUAAUCUACUGGGGAGGGCAAGACCAGGGGGACCAGUGACACCUUCUGCCAUAGCUUUGUCUUCCAUGAAGAGGAAGGUGGAGUGGAUGGAGGAUUCAGCCAAUGAUGGUGAUAACGUAGACACGUAUUUCUCAGGCCUCUACUCUUCUACCUCAGAUUUUAGUACAAAAAAGAUGAAGAUUGAAGGGGAUUGUCAAAUGUCACAGAUGGACUGCUCAAAUUCAGAGUCAAUAUCGCAUGAACAGCGGCUUACACAAAGUCUGGACCAGGCUCUCACCUCCGCCCUGGGCUCCAUGCCCACAUACACUGCGAAAUUUAUGAAGAAUCAACAGGGAUUUCAUGAAGAGAGUGCCAGCAGCUCGUCCUGUGCUGCAGGCUUCACUGUGACAGGUACUGACCACAUAUCAUUACUCUUCUUUUUUUUUUUACCAUUUCACUAGAAGUCUGUUCAUCUU